This is a messenger RNA of Nanorana parkeri, 1165 nucleotides long. RefSeq names its product cathepsin O (gene CTSO). NCBI's taxonomy places the organism in Eukaryota, Metazoa, Chordata, Amphibia, Anura, Dicroglossidae. The transcript has 8 exons. Gene Ontology annotation, cellular component: lysosome. The record is from RefSeq and is a predicted model, not a curated record. Gene Ontology annotation, molecular function: cysteine-type endopeptidase activity. Bases 59 to 1096 code for a protein of 345 amino acids.
GUUUCCUCCUGUGUGUGGUGUAGUAGACAAAGAUGUGUAGAAGGAGAUUGGUGUAGCAAUGCUGCUCCUGUGUGUUUUGUGGUCUGUGGUUUGCAUUCGCCUGAUCACCUCCCUGCCUGUGCUCUCUCAGGGAGUUCAGUGCUACAAUGACACUUGUCAGUCUCAGCCGUCUGCUGUCAAUCACACCUUCCUGAGCUUCCAGGAGAUAUUCGGCAGCAAGUACCCGGCGCCCAGGAGGCUUUUAGAAGAACGAUACAAAGUGUUCCUGGAAAGCGUGGAAAGACAUAAAUAUCUAAACGGGUUUAGACAGAGUGCUGGAGAUGCAUUUUAUGGAAUUAACCCGUUUUCUGAUUUGUCAGCUGAGGAGUUUUCACAUAUUCACCUGAAGAGCUACCCUGCUAUGAAAGACGAUUAUAUUGUGCCUAAUAAAACUACUUCAAGGGAAAAUGCUUUGCCAUUGCGGUUUGACUGGAGAGACAAAAACCUUGUGACAUCAGUGAAAAAUCAGAUGGAUUGCGGUGCUUGCUGGGCUUUCAGCAUAGUUGACACUGUGGAGUCUGCCUAUGCUAUCAAAGGACAACCUCUGAUGGAGCUUAGUGUACAGCAGGUCAUUGACUGUUCGUACAUGGACAAUGGCUGCAAUGGUGGAUCCACGCUCAGUGCCUUGAAAUGGUUAUAUCAGUCGCAAAGCAAACUGGUGAGGUCCUCGGUCUACCCCUUUAAAUCUCGCACUGGAUCAUGCCAUUAUUUCCCUGCAACGGAAUUUGGGGUGUCUAUAAAAGGAUAUAAAGCUUAUGAGUUGAGUGGUUUGGAAGAUGAGAUGAUGAGAGUGCUGAUACACAAUGGUCCAUUAGCAGUUAUUGUUGAUGCACUUAGCUGGCAAGAUUAUCUUGGAGGCAUUAUUCAACAUCAUUGUUCCAGCGGCCAUUCAAACCAUGCUGUCCUUGUAGUUGGCUAUGAUACAUCAGGUGAUAUUCCUUACUGGAUUGUGAAAAACUCUUGGGGUACAUCUUGGGGUAUAAAGGGAUACGUGCAUAUAAAAAUGGGAGUUAAUAUAUGUGGAAUUGCAGAUUUUGUAGCCUAUCCAGAGAUGUGAUUUGGAUGAAGUAUAUAAGCGUUUAUGAAAUUUCAGAUGAUGUCUUCAUGAAGAUGCCUCAUCUAGAUG